Molecule: messenger RNA, 1622 nt
Organism: Cornus florida
Lineage: Eukaryota; Viridiplantae; Streptophyta; Magnoliopsida; Cornales; Cornaceae
Product: protein ANTHESIS POMOTING FACTOR 1
Exons: 11
Coding region: 98-1096 (332 amino acids)
Cellular component (GO): Set1C/COMPASS complex
Molecular function (GO): protein binding; chromatin binding
Source: RefSeq, a predicted model, not a curated record
AGUCGGUUUCAGAAUCGGAUCUCUGUCUCUCUCUCUCUCUCUGAGGGCUUCUCUGUUUCUGCAAAAUCAUCGAAGUUUGAAACGAAGAUCAGAGAAAAUGGCGGGUGGGCAGCCCGAAAGAGAAGACAAGGUUUCGUUGGAACUCACCGAAGAAAUUCUUCAGGGCAUGGAAGUCGGCAUGGCCUUCCGUGAUUAUAAUGGUAGAAUCAGUUCAAUGGAUUUUCAUAGGACGUCAAAUUAUCUGGUUACUGCUAGUGAUGAUGAAUCCAUUCGUCUGUACGAUGUUGCCAAUGCAACAUGUUUGAAGACAAUUAAUAGCAAAAAGUAUGGGGUUGAUCUGGUUUGCUUUACGUCUCAUCCCACAACUGUUAUAUACUCCUCGAAGAAUGGUUGGGAUGAGUCUCUGCGGCUUCUCUCAUUGCAUGAUAACAAGUAUUUGCGGUAUUUUAAAGGUCAUCAUGACAGGGUUGUCUCCCUUAGCUUGUGCUCUCGAAAAGAAUGUUUCAUCUCUGGCUCUCUUGAUCGAACAGUUCUGCUUUGGGAUCAAAGAGCUGACAAGUGUCAGGGUCUUUUACGUGUACAAGGACGGCCUGCUACUGCUUACGAUGAUCAAGGGGUUGUCUUUGCAAUUGCUUUCGGAGGAUACGUAAGAAUGUUUGAUGCCCGCAAGUAUGAAAAGGGCCCUUUUGAUAUAUUCUCUGUUGGAGGAGAUAUGUCUGAUGCAAAUGUUGUUAAAUUCAGUAAUGACGGAAGACUUAUGCUUUUGACAACUACAGAUGGACAUAUUCAUGUACUUGAUUCAUUCCAUGGUACACUUCGGUCCACAUACAAUGUCAAGCCAGUUUCAAGUGGUUCCACUUUAGAGGCAUCUUUCAGCCCCGAGGGAAUGUAUGUUAUAUCAGGUUCAGGAGAUGGUAGUGUAUUUGCAUGGAGCGUUCGGAGUGGCAAAGAAGUUGCCAGCUGGAUGAGUACUGAAACUGAACCACCUGUCAUUAAAUGGGCUCCAGGAAGUCUAAUGUUUGUUACUGGUUCAUCCGAAUUAUCAUUUUGGAUUCCAGACUUGUCCAAAUUAGGAGCUUAUGUUGGAAGAAAGUAGAAUUUCCUUUGGCAAGUGGCAACACCCUUGUAAUUUUGAUUGAAAGGUUUGCUUUCCUUUUUGAUCAAUUAUUGAUAGAAGAUUAAAUUGAUGGCGAAUCCCUUGUGUUCCAUUCGUUGUCUGCCGACUAGUUUGCUUUUCAGGGACAAUCAACGAACAGUGUGGAGGGCACAUUUGCUUUGUAUCACAGAUGGAGGAUCUAUCAAAAAAGAUAUUGAAGGAUGAUGCGCUUUGUACCAAAAAUUAUUAUUUCCAGAUUUAGGUGCAAUUUCUUGAAAGGGUUUUUAAUGCUUUAGCUGUUGACUGUCCUGGAUAAUAUUACACAUGCAUCAUAAAAUGCUUCAUAAAGGAGGUGGCCUUCAGGUAGCAAAAUGUAACUAACUGUACAUAAUUUUACCGAAAAAAUGUGAUUUUACAUAGUUUGAGAUCUUUAUCUGAUUGCUGGUUGGCAGUAUGUGGUAUGUACAAAUCGUGUACGUUAGUUCGGUCUGAGGAGUUACAUCAUUGACUUGGAUUUUGUUCGUUA